Messenger RNA from Osmia lignaria (orchard mason bee), 2141 nucleotides. RefSeq lists its product as uncharacterized. The record is from RefSeq and is a predicted model, not a curated record. Gene Ontology annotation, molecular function: transcription corepressor activity; protein binding. Gene Ontology annotation, biological process: negative regulation of transcription by RNA polymerase II. Gene Ontology annotation, cellular component: Sin3-type complex; nucleus. NCBI's taxonomy places the organism in Eukaryota, Metazoa, Arthropoda, Insecta, Hymenoptera, Megachilidae.
GUUGCAGUGCGAAGUAUUUCACAUUUUUGUACAAGUAUAGAGCAGAUGGCGUUCGUUCUCAAGGCAGAAAUUCAAAACCCCUGGAAAACAAUGGCAUGUCUUGAAAUGCAUGAUUUACAGAGGACAGCACAAUACACAACACUCUUCGAAGAUAAGUGAAAACGAAUUAAUUGAAAAAGUAAUUACCAUCCUCGUAUAAUUCAGAAGAUUUUCAUAAUGGGCACUGUAGAAUAUGGUUUUCCAAUGAUUGGAGGUUUAAUGCCACAAAUCCAAGCUCUUAUAGCACCACCUGUAUCAGAAGAUUCUAAAGCAGCAAAAAAUAAAAAGGACAAGGAAGAGAAGAAACAUCCAUAUUUCAAGAGACGAGGACGUGGUCAUAAUCAUGAUAUCUGUGAUGCUUGUAGAGAUGGAGGAGAGCUUAUAUGCUGUGAUAAAUGUCCUGCAUCGUAUCAUUUGCAGUGCCAUUAUCCAGCUGUGGAUCCAGCAGAUAUUCCUAAUGGAGAAUGGUUGUGUUAUGCGUGUCGUUGUGCAUCUAAAAGAAAUCUCUUAGACAACAAAGGAAAUGAAAAGAACAAGAAGAAAUCUGCUUUAGAAGUAUUGGCUUUAGCAGCAUCUUUAGUUAAUCCAAGAGAAUUUGAGCUACCUAAAGAAUUACAAUUACCUAUAAUGUUUCCUGGUAGUAAUAAAGUAGAUUAUGUAUCAGGUAGAAGAGGAAAACAACACAGUGGAACAAAUAAUGUAGGGAAAAGUCAUUGUUUAGAUAACAAUUUAAUGGUGCCUUUGCCGGCACGUUUAUGUUUUGAAUGUGGUCGUAGUUGCAGAAAAGCGCCCUUAAUAGCAUGCGAUUAUUGUCCAUUAUAUUUUCAUCAAGACUGUUUAGACCCUCCACUGACUGCUUUUCCAAUUGGAAGGUGGAUGUGUCCCAAUCAUCCAAACCAUUUCAUAGAUCAAAAUUUAUUGACAUCGUGUCGAGUAACAGAACGUAUCAAACUUUGGGACAAAUAUGCUAAUCAACGUAUAGAUCAGCAUGCAGUGAAACUAGAUUUCUUACGUAAAGCACGCGCGACGAAUCCAUUAUUCCGUACAAAAGUUAAAUUAGAAGGUCGAACAAGAAUAAAGGUUCCGUGUUCUGUAAAAUUUCAUUACGAACAUCCACCAGAAUUAGAUCCUGUAAGAUUUUAUCAUGACGCGGUUAUACGACCGGUAACCAAAAGUACAGAGAAUGGAGAGAAUAAAGAUUCUACGGAAGAAAGUAUAGAAGUAAAACAAACAGAAGAAUUAAUGGAUGUAGAGAAAGAAGUCGAAGAGAGUGGUGAAAUAAAACAGGAAAAUAAUCAAGAAGAAACUAAAAAUGAUAAAAAUGUUGAACAAGAAAAUGUAAAUGAAAAUGAAUGUAAUGAUGAUGAUAAUAGCGUUGAAUAUUAUGCGGAACAUUACGGUUAUAAUGCAAAAGAAGGUAUACAAUUGCUUGAAAGACCAGUAUUAGAAGCAUUAGCGUUACAACGAUUAGAGCAGAUACUAGAUCCAGAUGGAGAAAAUUAUGAUACAAUUAAUUGUCAAACGACGGCUAGAGCCGCAUUGUUCUCUUUAAAUAAGAAACCUAAACCACCAACUUUCAUGAUUCACAAAACGUUAACUAUUGGAAGUGGGCCUAAUUGUGACUUGGUUUUAUCAAAUUAUGGUAACUGCAGUUUUACGUCAUCGAAACAUGCCAUUAUUUUCUUCGACGAGAGUACCAGACGUUAUGAAUUAUUAAAUUAUAGCGAAUAUGGAACGGUGGUUGAUAACGUACUUUAUUCUUGCAAUUACACAAAAGUAGUAGAACAAGUGAAAGAAGAAACUGACGAUAAAAUGCAAUUAUUAAGUAAAGAACAGGAAACAACGGAAGCAGUAAAGGCUAUUAUAAAGGAGAAAGUUUUAUCCGAAGAACAAACAGAGAGGAAAAAAGUAUUAUGUAAAUGUAACUUAACAAAAUAUGAAACAAAUAAUAAAGAUCGGUUAGAAGAGGGUUGGGAAGGAAGUGCUAUUGUUGCUCAUGGAUCAACAUUAGCAUUUGGAUGUUUAAUGUUUGUAUUUAACACUAUAAAUCCACAUUUAGAACGAUAAAAUUUUAUAAUGUAAAUACUCAAUCAUUUUCCUGU